Molecule: messenger RNA, 1702 nt
Organism: Atta colombica
Lineage: Eukaryota; Metazoa; Arthropoda; Insecta; Hymenoptera; Formicidae
Product: carbohydrate sulfotransferase 11-like
Exons: 5
Coding region: 451-1449 (332 amino acids)
Biological process (GO): carbohydrate biosynthetic process
Cellular component (GO): membrane
Molecular function (GO): sulfotransferase activity
Source: RefSeq, a predicted model, not a curated record
UCGCCGACUGCUUACGUUGAUCGGCUGCUUGACCACUCGUGUUCUCCUUACGGUGCGCGGCAUCCGUCGAUGAGUUUCGCAUUGUCGAGCAGACAGUCAGUUUAUUGUACUUUCUGUACAAGGUUUUAAAAAAAGUGAAACGGAAAUGAAGAUUCUUUUGUGAGAAUUCCAUGACUCGAAGAGAUUUUUUGGGACGAGUGGAUUGGCCGAUUUAUCAGGGGAUCUAAUAACUCGCCCUUGAAAGUUUAAAAUCUUUAUGAACUUUCUGGAGAAGGUCAGUGCGCUUGACCGUGUGCUUGACUCCGAAGAAUUUGCUUCGAAAGAAUUAUACCGAUUCUGAAUACGCCUUACCUGUCUGGUCAUCUGCCAGUUCACGAAGUAUUCAGAGUUUUACAAUCUGUACGAAAUUCUACAAGAGAGUCCAAUGCUCGCGGUGAGUAAAGGAAAACGAUGACAGGAUGUCGAGAGUGGAGGAUAAUUUUAUUCAUUGUUAUAUGGAAAAUGAUCGCAAACGCGAAAGUCACACAAGUACAUUCAAAUGACGAAGACAAAAAAUUGUUCGAGCAGAACAAAUACAUUUAUUCUUGGACAGGGCCAAACGCGUUGGCCAGAUCGGCCUUGAUCGAGAGACAAGAAAGGCUGCAAUAUAAUUGCGAGCUUGAAAGUAGCGAAGUCGAUAUCACCGCAUUAAAUCCCGAAUUGUUCCGAAAUAUCCUUGUGGAUGAUUUGCAUGAAUUGCUCUAUUGCUAUGUACCAAAGGUGGCUUGCACAAAUUGGAAGCGUGUACUAAUGAUUGCGACCGGAAAAUGGUCUGGUAACGAUCCUUUAGAAAUACCGGCUGAUCAAGCUCAUUCCCCCGGUACUUUUCAACGAUUGAACAAUUACACUUUGCACGAGAUAGAGAAGAAAUUGGCUACAUACGACAAGUUAAUUGUUGUGCGACAUCCUCUAGAAAGGCUUUUAUCAGCCUAUCGAAAUAAAUUAGAGACCAAACAUGAGAAAAGUGCGAGGUAUUUCCAGAUUCGCUUCGGCAAAAAAAUCAUCAAGAAGUACAGGUCAAACGCGACCGAGGAAUCUUUAAGGAAUGGUGACGAUGUGACGUUUCGCGAAUUCGUUGAUUUCGUUACCGAUGACGCCGAGAAUGGAACUCGGAAUGAACAUUGGAGACCGAUAUAUGAUCUAUGCCAACCAUGCAUAGUUAAUUACAAUCUCGUAAGCAAGUACGAGAGUUUGGUUGAGGAUGCCACAGAAAUUCUCGAACGGAUAGGUGUCACAUCCGUAAAUUUUCCAGCUAAAUCAGCAAGCAGUGAGCCGACAUCGAGAAAAUUGGACAGAUACUACUCUACUUUGAGCUACAAACAGCUUCGCAAGUUAGCAGAUCUAUAUAAAUUAGAUUUAAGGUUGUUUGACUACUCGUUGGAAGACGUGUUGGGAUUUUCUUUGGCUUAGGCCCGGUUGCAACUUCACUUUGAAAUCUCUUAAGCAAGAUUUAAAACUUUAUCUGUCUCGUUUUAAAAAGAGAUAGAGACAUAAAAAAAGCCUCGCUUAAAAUCAAAGUAACGUCGGUGCAAUUAGGCCUUAAUAGUGCUUGUUAAUAUUAACAGAAGCAGAUGUACAUACGUAAUAUGAGUAAAGUGGCAUAUAAAAAACGUAAGAUAAUAAGUUACGUCAACAGUAACAAAUAAAAAAAUGUUGAUUUGCU